AUGAGACUUCGAAGUAAUCGAAAUACUGAGGAGCAGGAUGCUGUCUCGGAGCAGUUCCCCCUCAGUGCUGUGCAACCACUGAGAGCUGAAGGGAGAAGAACAAAAAGGAUGGCACCUGCCAACCGAGAUGAAAAGUCGGCAAAAAGAAAGAUACAGGAUUUGAAUGCACCGACAACUUCCGGAUGUAGCUCGGCAACUCAUCAUCAUCAGCAACAGCAACAAUCAUUGCACUCUCUUGUCAACAACGAUAACAAUACACAGUUGGGAAAGCGUAAAAGCAAUAAAUCGAGUAAGGGAAAAACUGACAAGAUGCAAGAGGACAAUGUUCAGGAGGAUAUCAAUUCCAUUCCAGACCAUAUUCUGAUCUCAAUUUUCACGCUGUUACCUAUUGUGGAUCGCAUAAGGAUAGAACGGGUUUGCCGCCGAUGGCGUCACAUUGCCAAGAAUUACUCGUGGGCAUUGACAACGGAAUUCUCCUACUCAUCACUUAUUGGUGAUAAGGAGUGUUCACUCCCUUGCUUGAUUGAACGUCCCGUAGUUGGCAACAAGGAAAUAAAGUCCUUGGCGCAGCGCUGCGGUGGUCAUUUGCUUGAGAUGGAUUUACAUGCAUUCAGGGAUACGCUAACAUAUAAUGUUUGCAUGUGCUUCGCCGUACAUUGUCCAAAUUUGACUGUUCUGAAUAUGUAUGGUAUUCAAUUGACCAAUUCGUCCUUGAAAUCACUCGGAAGACACUGUCCAAAUCUGGAAAUCGUGAAUUUCCAUCGAUGUUUCCAGGAAAGUGUUGUGGAGCGAGGGCUUACAUCGUUUUUUUCUAAGUGCCAGAAUUUGAAAGAGGUCGAUGUAGGUGAGAAUGAGCGCCUUACUGGUCUGCCAUCAUUUACCGUGUUGCCACGAUCCAUCGUUAAUUUGAAAAUUGGUGGAUGCUUUCGAUUGACUGCAGCAUCACUAUUCGCUAUAAGAGAUAGAUGUCCGGACCUAGUAGCUCUAACGAUGAAUAGUGUUGAUAAUAUAUCGCCUACUAAUUUGAACAGCUUUUUUGCUUCACUUACCAAAUUGGAAUUGCUUAAAUUCGGUGAAUGUUAUGUUUCGCAUACUCUUGGAGGAAUUGAAAUAAAUUUCAGUCUGAUGAGGAACUUGACUGAACUAACCGUUUAUGACAACUUGCUGAUGACAGAUGAGGUUUUGCGGAAUACAGUAAUUGGGUGCAAGCAAUUAAAGUAUGUUGACUUGAGUGGUUGCAGUCGCUUUGUGAGCAGUGUUGGGCUGCGUGAGCUUGCAAAAUUGCCACAUCUUAGUCACUUAAAUCUCUCAUAUAUGAGAGUGGUAGAUGAUCAGACAAUCCGCAUAAUUGCAGAGAAGGGUACCUUACAGACUGUCCUCCUGCAUCGCUGUGACGAGAUCUCUGAUGAAGCGGUCAAGAUGUUGUUGAAGCAUUGUCCGUUCUUAACUGCGCUUGAUAUUUCAUUCUGCCCGAAGGUUACUGAUGAAUCAAUGGAAGGAAUGGUUAAUUAUGUAUCAAAGCGACAAGAAAGAGAGGCAUUACUGCCAACAUCGAGCAGAGGACACACAACACCGCUGACGGAAGUGGUGACGAAAAUGAGACGGCAUGAGCGAAGUUUACAGGCGCUGAUGGAUGCCGAUUUUGAGCGUCACCUGAUGCGCUUCGAAAAUUUUCGCUAUCGUUUCGGGAAUACAUCGGAUUAUUCAACAAACCCGUUGUAUGAUAUUCGUCAUAUGGGCCGCUAUAAACCGAAUCCAGAUGGUUUUACUGAACUACAUGUCUGGACUGCCCAUAGUAGUAUAACUCGACCAUAUCCAAGGACACAUCCACUGCUGAAAGUAGAUGAUCGCGACUCGAUUGCGGAGCAAAGCUCAUCCAUUUUUGAGUUCAGUGUUGUGAUUAGAAUAAAUUAG
Molecule: messenger RNA, 1914 nt
Organism: Cercopithifilaria johnstoni
Lineage: Eukaryota; Metazoa; Nematoda; Chromadorea; Rhabditida; Onchocercidae
Source: the annotation of a GenBank genome assembly